AACAGAAUUGAAAGUUGUUCUAAUUCUUAAUCCGGUUUACAUGAUCGUGACGUGGGGUUUUAAUUUAUAUUCAUUAAGAUUGUUUAUUAGUUUAACACUUUAAUUGCUGGUACAAUCAUCUUUUAAUCUGGAGACAAUUAACAUUACAAUUAAAUCUUACCAACAACAAGGAGAAACCAAAUUGCCAACAAGAGUUAGUGAUUUCUACAGGCUUUCGUUAUUGUUUUCCUUUUGUUGGAGAACAUUGUGUUUAAUUAGGAAUUAACAUUGAUUAGAAUUGUAAUUUUAGUGAUUAAUUACGAGUCUCAUGUAAUCCAAUCACCACUUAUGUUAAUCUUUCUAUUCCAUCUUAUUUUCUUUGUUUGAAUUUCUCUUUCUGUCCAUUCUUACAACUCUAAUGUUUACCGUUUAGUGUUUGGUAUCAAGUGAACUUGUUUUCUCUCUCUCUCUGUUUUUCAUUCUAUCAUUUAGUUGAUUGUUAUUCUAUAUUAGAUUUGAUUUUUUUCUCUCUUUCUCUAAUCAACAAUGUCUGAUGAACCUGCUACAUUACCCUUUUCUCCGGACCUUCAUGUUGAACCUGAGCAAUCAUCAGAUCAUGACGAUAGAGGAAAAUCAAAAGGCCCAAAGAAAAAUGGUGACGCUGAGAAUGAAAGUAUUGGAACCGAUUCUUCCGAAAAUGAAUAUGAUUUUACCACCGCUUAUUUAGCCCCUCCAACUGUUCCUAAGGAACUAAAAUUACCUGAAACUGUUACAGUUCUUGAAGGACCUCAUGGAAGUAAAGUUUACCUCAUUGGAACCGCUCAUUUCAGUGAAAAGAGUUGGCAAGACGUUGAACAGGUUAUUCGUCAAGUUAAACCUAAUGUUGUCGUAUUGGAAUUGUGUAAAAGUCGAUUAUUUAUAUUGGAACAUGAUGAGAAGACUAUGCUUGAAGAAGCUAAAAACAUGGGAUUAGCCAAGAUACGAAAAAGUAUUUCAGAAUUCGGAUUCGUCCAAGGUAUUAUUUCAGCUCUUUUACUCAGUCUAUCGGCUAAAUUGGCUGAAGAACAUGGUCUUUUCCCAGGAGGAGAAUUCAGAGUUGCUUUUCGUGAGGCUCGACAACUUCCUGGUUGUGUAGUACAUUUAGGUGAUCGACCAGUUUACAUAACAUUAACUCGGGGCAUAUCAUCACUUAAUUUGUGGCAGAAAAUUAAGUUAACAUAUUCUAUCCUAUUUGAUAAUCCAUCAUUAACCAAAGAGGAGAUCGAAAAAUGCAAAGAAAAAGAUAUUUUAGAUAAAAUGUUACACGAUAUGGCCGAAGAAUACCCGACAUUGAGUGAAGUUUUCGUCAGUGAACGUAACACCUAUUUAACGUAUUCCCUUCAAUUAGCAGCCUCACCAAUUCCUUGUAGUCAAACGAAAAAAUUAAAACCAUCGAUAGUUGUUGGAGUUGUCGGUAUUGGACAUGUACCAGGAAUCGUCGAGUGCUGGGGAAAAGUUACCGAUUCAGAUAUUCCACCUUUAUUAUCAAUUCCUGAAAAAUCAUUAACCUCAAAAAUCGUUGCCAAGACCGUCAAGAUUUCCGUUUACAGUGCCAUAGUUUGGGCUGGAUAUCGUUACCUUGCACCAAAAUCUUUCUCUAAUUUCAUCUAUUCCAUACCGGAUCGAAUACAGAAUAUUUUCAUCAAUCCUUAAUUACGAUUAUCGAUAAUGUUUGGUCUAUAUUACAUCGAAGAUGAUUAGUCAAAUCAAUCGCAAUUAGCACCAACAAUCUAACUUCGUCCGUAAAGAAAUGCUGAUGAGCUUCUUUCUCUCCCUCUCUCACACACAUACACAAACAUUGGAACCAAAUCAAUAGAUUCACCAAUUCUAGAAUUUUUUUAAACACAAAACUGAUUGUUUGUCAAAUGAUUUACUGAUAUGAUAAAACUGUAAGAUGACAAAAUCAACCUAAUGGAAACAAAAACCUUUACAUAUAAACAAUUACAAAAGUAAAUGAAUUUAUAUCAA
Messenger RNA from Panonychus citri (citrus red mite), 1986 nucleotides. RefSeq names its product traB domain-containing protein-like. Bases 526 to 1671 code for a protein of 381 amino acids. The record is from RefSeq and is a predicted model, not a curated record. The transcript has 6 exons. NCBI's taxonomy places the organism in Eukaryota, Metazoa, Arthropoda, Arachnida, Trombidiformes, Tetranychidae.